UUAAUGUUCUGCAUUUGUUUUCAGAUUGUGUUGCAAUCCCGCGACUACAAUGCCCUGUCGAUGUCCGUAAUGGCGUUCGUAACAAUGAUUUACCCUCUGGAGUACAUGUUCCCUGCAAUACCGUUGUUACCCACGUGCAUGAGCUUCGCGGAACAGUUGUUGCUUGCACCGACACCAUUUGUUAUCGGAAUACCCGCAACUUUUUUAUUGUACAAAACGAACUUUAAAAUGCCCGAUGACAUAUGGCUAGUGGAUCUAGACAGCAAUAAGAUAAACGCACCCACUGGCCUGGGCGACCAGUUGCCACCGUUGCCCGAGCCAGAAGGCAGCAUACUAAAGAACCACUUGAGACAGGCGAUGCAACUGAUGGACCAAGCUGGCUCUGGUGCAAUGGCUAGCAUGACUCCGCAAUUCCUGCCGCAAGACAAUCCACCGCGAAUGACGCUUCAGACUCCCAGCAGGAGGGAGAGCAUGUCUUCUCAUCUCGCCAAUUUGAACGUUUCCUCGAUGAAACACAGACCCAGCGUCGACCACCACGGGCAUCCUCAAGGCAGUCCACUGGGUUCUCCUGGCGCAAGCAUAAUGUCAGGACAAGGUCGUCGAGCCUCCCUUUCGCAAUCGGGGGGUUCCUCGUCUCCCCAGAAACCUCCAUCGCAGUCCAUCCCUCCGUUCAACCCUUUCAUCUACGCGAACGACGUGGACUCCGUGGACAUCGCCACCAGGGUAGCGAUGGUGCGGUUCUUCAACUCUCAGAACCUCCUGGCGAACUUCACCGAGCACACGAGAACCCUGAGGCUGUACCCCAGACCCGUGGUCGCCUUCCAGAUCAAUUCGUUCCUUCGUUCGAGGCCACGCGCCAGCCAUUUCCUGAACAAAUUCGCGCGAACACAGGCGGUGGAGUUCUUAGCGGAGUGGUCUCUCACGCCCAGCAACGUGGCGUUCCUCAGGGUUCAAACCGGAGUGUUUGAUCCGACUCAGAUUGGCGACAAGCCCAAGUGGUACGCUUCCGGGCUGGAGCCUAUCUACUUUCCUGUCUGGGACUCCGGUAGCUCGCUGGCGAACGCCCUGAAGGCCAUGAAGGAACACGAGAGUCAGCCUACCGACGAAAGCGGAUCGGACUCUGAAGGCGCGGAGAGCACUAGUUCCUCUUACUCUUCUCUGAGCGACUUCGUCUCUGAGAUGGUCUCGUCAGACUUAUCGCCCAGUAAGUAACUUGUAAUUGUGUUC
Messenger RNA from Hylaeus volcanicus, 1227 nucleotides. Its product is annotated as MAP kinase-activating death domain protein-like. The transcript is spliced from 4 exons. NCBI's taxonomy places the organism in Eukaryota, Metazoa, Arthropoda, Insecta, Hymenoptera, Colletidae. Gene Ontology annotation, molecular function: guanyl-nucleotide exchange factor activity. Gene Ontology annotation, cellular component: cytosol. The record is from RefSeq and is a predicted model, not a curated record. Bases 4 to 1212 code for a protein of 402 amino acids. Gene Ontology annotation, biological process: regulation of Rab protein signal transduction; regulation of apoptotic process.